AUGGCGACCAGCACUGGGAAGUUCACUGAUGGCUUGUGGGGCCCGAAGCACUACAUCCUGGCGGCCAUCGCCGUGACCCUCGCCGUGAGCGCCGUGGCCGUCGUGACCUCCGUCAUCCUCAGCCCCGCGCGCAUCGUCUUCUCCGUGACCGCCACCUCCACCAACCAGGUCCAGGGAGCGCCGGUGUUGAUCCUAAACUUCACCGUGGACGCUGCCAACCCGAGCCGCCGCGCGGGGGUGGAGUACAGCUCCCUCACGGCCCGGCUGCGGGUGUACAGCGCGAGCCACGGGGCGGACGCGUCGGUGCAGACGGUGGUCCACCAGGCCAUGCCGCUCCUCCAGCCGCCGGCGAGCUCGAGCAGCUUCCGUGCGUCGGCCUUCUUCGACCUGCGCUUCUUGGUCAGUAACUCCGGCGGCAACAAGGGCGUCCGUGCACAGCGGGCGCCUCCCAUGAGCGUGCUGGUGAGGGCCCAAGUCCGGUUCAAGGUCGGGCUGGCCUACUCCCGCCCGUACGACGUCGAGGUGUCCUGCCAGCCCGUCGACUUCUUCACGGCCGCCGCCGCCGGUACGAGGAUCGGCUGCGUUGCCUGA
Triticum turgidum subsp. durum (durum wheat) is the source of this 591-nucleotide messenger RNA. The record is from the annotation of a GenBank genome assembly. NCBI's taxonomy places the organism in Eukaryota, Viridiplantae, Streptophyta, Magnoliopsida, Poales, Poaceae.